Messenger RNA from Closterium sp. Yama58-4, 1143 nucleotides. Lineage: Eukaryota; Viridiplantae; Streptophyta; Zygnematophyceae; Desmidiales; Closteriaceae. The record is from the annotation of a GenBank genome assembly.
AUGGUGGUGAACGUGUGGCCGUUUCUCGAGGCCAAUAGCCGGGCAUGGGAGGUGCUGAGACGUGGCGGGUCCGCACUGGACGCGGUGGUGGAAGGAUGUAACGUGUGUGAGGUGCUUCAAUGCGAUGGAUCAGUGGGGUAUGGAGGAAGUCCGGACGAGAAGGGGGAAACAACACUCGAUGCCAUGGUCAUGGAUGGGGACUCCAUGGACGUGGGGGCAGUGGCUGGCCUGCGCCGAGUCAAGGCGGCAGUGCGGGCGGCCUAUCUUGUCCUUUUGCACACGUACCACUCGCUGCUGGUCGGCGACGCAGCAACCGAUUUCGCCCUGGAAAUGGGCCUGCCCGGCCCGGAAAACCUCUCCACCAAUCGCUCGCUCGCCAUCUGGCGCCAAUGGAAGGCCGCCAGCUGUCAGCCCAACUACUGGCGCAACGUGGCUCCUGAUGCUGCCCGCUCCUGCGGGCCCUACCGGCCCGCUCCAGAAGCAUCUGCUUCCGAACCACGUGGUGGUGAAACAGCCGAGCCUCAGGGGGGCGAAGCAGGUGCUGCACCUGGUGCCGGACCUGGUGGUGCCGGACCUGGUGGUGGCGCACCUGGUGCCGGACCUGCCACAGGAGCUGGUGCCGGACCUGGUGGUGCCGAACCUGCAACCGGACGUGGUGGUGUGAGCGUGGUGGGGUGUGAUCCCAGCCUUGUUGGCAGGCAGCAGCAAGGGUCGUUGAGGAGCACAAGGCGGAUGGCAUCGCACGACACCAUCUCCAUGGUCGCCAUAGCUCAGGUGGGGCGCGGUGGGGCGCGGUGGGGUGCGGUGCGGGUGGGUGAUGCACCCAUAGCGGGGGCAGGAGCAUAUGUGGACUCUAGAGUGGGGGGGUGUGGGGCAACAGGCGAUGGUGACGUUAUGAUGAGGUUCCUGCCAUGCUUCCUAGCAGUCGAGCUCAUGCGAAUGGGCUCUACUCCAGCUUCGGCUGCCGAAGCUGCCAUCAGUCGCAUCCGAGCCAAAUUCCCAACCUUUGUGGGAGGCUUGGUGGCGGUCAACAGGUUCGGGGAGCAUGGAGCAGCAGUGAACAACUGGGUGCUACAGUACACUGUAGCUUCGCCUCUAACUGAUGGUACACCAAGAGUGUUUACGGUUCAUCCCAAGUGUUGA